AGAAGCGGCAAGACCUCUAUUCAACAGGUUCUAUUCCACAAGAUGGCUCCCAAGCAGGCCUUCUACGUCGAGCCUACCCAGAGGAUAACGCGGCACAAGUACGACACCAUCAUUCCUCUGGAGAUAUGGGACUGCCCAGGCACCAUAGAACCUAGCACCGUCGACCUAACACAGUUCGCCGCUCUGAUCUUCGUCAUUGACAUACAGGACCUCUACCAAGCUCCGAUAUCCCGUCUCAUAGACUUCAUCAUCAAGGCCAGCGAACAUAAUCCCGCCCUGAACCUCGAAGUCUUCGUGCACAAGACAGAACCGCUCUCGGAUGAUUACAAGAUCGAAAACUUUCGUCAGAUCCAGCAAAGGACCCUGGACGAGCUCUUGGACGAAUCCGAAGACUACGCUCAGAUACCCGUCAACUUCCACUUGACGAGCGUAUAUGACCACAGCCUCCACGAAGCGUUCUCCCGCGUCUUGCAGAACAAGCUUGUGGAGAGCUUGCCCUAUCUGGAAGAUCUACUGAACGUUUUCGUAACAAACUCGCAAUCGUCGAAAGCGUUUCUCUUCGAUAUCGAGUCCCGAAUAUACGUUGCCACGGAUGCCUCUCCAGUGGACGCCGCGACCUACAAUCUAUGCUGCGACUACCUCAAAAUGCUGACCUCGUUCGGGCCACUCUAUAAGUACGUC
Punctularia strigosozonata HHB-11173 SS5 is the source of this 681-nucleotide messenger RNA. RefSeq lists its product as uncharacterized. The annotation marks the transcript as partial. Gene Ontology annotation, biological process: regulation of autophagy; cellular response to amino acid stimulus; positive regulation of TOR signaling. Lineage: Eukaryota; Fungi; Basidiomycota; Agaricomycetes; Corticiales; Punctulariaceae. Gene Ontology annotation, molecular function: GTP binding; GTPase activity. Gene Ontology annotation, cellular component: nucleus; fungal-type vacuole membrane; Gtr1-Gtr2 GTPase complex. The record is from RefSeq and is a predicted model, not a curated record. The transcript is spliced from 4 exons.